Tachysurus vachellii is the source of this 10388-nucleotide messenger RNA. It is a transcript of the gene bptf, whose product is annotated as bromodomain PHD finger transcription factor. Gene Ontology annotation, cellular component: NURF complex. The coding region runs from base 240 to 9659 and encodes 3139 amino acids. The transcript is spliced from 31 exons. NCBI's taxonomy places the organism in Eukaryota, Metazoa, Chordata, Actinopteri, Siluriformes, Bagridae. Gene Ontology annotation, molecular function: zinc ion binding; RNA polymerase II cis-regulatory region sequence-specific DNA binding. Gene Ontology annotation, biological process: regulation of transcription by RNA polymerase II. The record is from RefSeq and is a predicted model, not a curated record.
UGUUUGGAGUACGCGGAGAGAGAGAGAGGAAGCAACAUGGCGACUGCGAGCGACCCGAAGCGGGACGCCGGCCAUUCGCUUUGAGCUUUCUCGCGUUAACCGUGUCUGUGGCGUCGGUGAACUACUGCAUCCGUGUUUCUGCGAGUUCAGCUUUCCGUCGGUGCCUGAAAAUUCGUGUUUUCUGCACUUCCGGUGCGCGCUAGGACUGAAAAAGAAAAGAAUAGGUUUUUCUAUGUGUAAUGAGGGGGAGAAGAGGCAGGCCGCCCAAAACCCUGCUGAUGCAGGAGCCUUCUCCAGGGCCGGUGCGCGGUCUCAGACCACGGAAAGGAUUAAAGGCGAAGGGAAGAGGUGGCAGCGACGACGAAUUUGUGACACCCAAGCGGGGAAACCCUCAUUCAUCGCGCGGCAAGAGGAAAGCUGGAUCCUCGGCAUCGCGGGGUAGAGGCAGGGGUAGAGGAGCUGGACGAGGCAGGGGGAGACGGAGCUCCGCUAGCGCUGUGGUUUACGACGACCACGAGAGCGAGGAAGAGGAGGAUGCGGUGAGUUUAGCCUCGGAGGAAGAUGACUACAUGGAAGAAGAGCCUCUCACGGAGGAAGAAGAUGAGGUCAUCGACAACGAGUCGGACUACCUCGAGCUGCCCGAGGAGGAGGAGGAGGACGAUGCCAGCUACUGCACCGAGAGCAGCCACGGCAGCACUCCAGGCCGGAGGAGACGACGUGCCCGUCGGCCACCAUCUCCUGUCUUAGAACAGAAAGAGAUCCCUCCCCUGGAGCUGCCCAAGUCCUCAGAGGACCUGCUCAUCCCUCCCGAGCAGCUGCUGAACGCCUCAGCCGUGUACGAGGUGCUGCGCUCUUUCAGCACAGUGUUACGCCUCUCGCCCUUUCGCUUUGAGGACUUCUGCGCAGCGCUGGCAGGCCAGGAGCAGUGCGCACUUCUGGCUGAGACGCACAUAGCGUUGUUGAAGGCUAUCUUGCGUGAGGAGGACUCCUCCAACACCACAUUUGGGCCAGCUGACCUCAAGGACAGCGUCAACUCUACACUGUACUUUGUGGACGGCAUGACGUGGCCUGAGGUGGUGCGAGCGUACUGCGAGAGUGAACCCGAAUAUGGUGGUGCUGCACUUGGACACCUGGAGGUUGACGAGUACCCCUAUGGCCCGCUGGAAAGCAAGGUGAAGGUGCUGCAGUUUCUUGUGGACCGCUUUCUCACCACUAAUAUGGCCCGUGAAGAGCUGAUGAGCGAAGGAGCAGUGCAGUAUGAUGACCACUGCCGUGCCUGCCAUCGUCUCGGUGACCUCCUCUGCUGUGAAACAUGCUCCGCUGUCUACCAUCUGGAGUGUGUGCGGCCACCUCUGGAGGCUGUGCCUGAGGAUGAGUGGCAGUGUGAGAUAUGUGUAGCACAUCGAGUGCCCGGGGUCAGCGACUGCAUCACUGAGGCUCAGAGGAGCCGCCCGUACCUGCGGCAGGAACCCAUCGGCUAUGACCGGCACCAACGGAAGUACUGGUUCCUCAAUCGCAGAGUUAUUGUGGAGGAAGAUGGUGAUGAGGAAGGGAAGAGGAUCUGGUACUACAGCACUAAAGUGCAGCUGAGUGAGCUGAUCAAGAUUGUGGAUAAGGAGUUCUGGGAGAAUGACCUCUGUGCUAUGUUGGAGGAGCUGAAAGAGGAGAUCCACUUGCACAUGGACAUUACUGAGGACCUCACCAACAAGGCUCGUGGCAACAACAAGGCCUACCUCACUGUCAUCAACGAUGAGAUCCUGGAAAAGCAGAAGGCUCGUCAGUCAGAACCCAAUGAGGAAAAGGGGAAAGCUGAGGGAUUCGAAGGUGAUAUCCCAGUCUCGUCUAUUACUGAACUGUCCUCUUCACGACCGGACUCUGAAGACGGGAAUUCUGCCUGUGACAAGCUUGCGGCUGAUGCCCCAGCUCCUCCUGCUGGUGAAGAGAGUAACAGUGUGUGUGAGCGCCCUCAGGCUGACUCUUCUGGGCCGUCUAAAACCGACCCUCCAUCUACAUCCACUGCAGAAGACCCUGGUGAAGGGGCACAGAGGGAAUGGGCAGAAAAAAGCUCCGAGUCAGGUUUCGGAGGCAGUGGAGAACCCGUCCUGGAAAGCGAGCCACCGCAGGUUGCGGAUGAGAACAGCUGCAGCAGUCACUUCUCUAUUUCUGACUGCUUGAGGGCUCCUGAGGAGCCUGACCUCAUAGACCGCUCCUCUCAAUCCUCCAUUAACAGCCAGGAUGAUGCUGGUGAGGGUAAAGGAAAUGGUGAUGGAAAGACAGGUUCAGCAACACGCAUGGUGACACGUCUGCGAAACCCGGACAGCAAAUUAAGCCAGCGCAAGGUCAUGCAGGACAAAGAUGCCAGCUCACAGGACAGCAAAGCACUUAAAGAGACUCCUCUGCUGUCAAGCUUGGUCAGAAAAGACCUAGGCCUAAAGACCAGCUCUAGCAGCGGUUACUUCAAGCUUGGCCAAGAGGGCAAAUUCCGCGUCUACCAUAACCAGUACAGCACAAAUGCUCUGGCACUUAAUAAACACCAGCACCGUGAGGACCACGACAAACGAAGGCACCUCUCGCAUAAGUUCUGUAUGACACCCGCCGGCGAGUUCAAGUGGAAUGGCUCAGUGCACGGCUCCAAAAUGCUGACCAUAUCCACACUGAGGCUUACUAUCAUCCAGCUGGAGAACAAUAUCCCUGCACCGUUCCUGCAUCCCAACUGGGCAUCACACAGGUCCAACUGGAUUAAGGCGGUCCAGAUGUGCAGCAAAGCGAGAGAAUUUGCCUUGGCUUUGGCUAUUCUGGAGUGUGCAAUCAAACCAGUGGUCAUGCUCCCGAUAUGGAAGGAUUCUCUAGGUCACACAAGGCUCCAUCGAAUGACCGCUAUGGAGCGGGAGGAGAAGGAGAAGGUGAAAAAGAAAGAGAAAAAGCUGGAGGAUGAAGAGACGAUGCAGCAGGCGACGUGGGUGAAAUACACAUUUCCCAUUAAGCAUCAGGUGUGGAAACAGAAGGGAGAGGAGUACAGAGUGACUGGUUAUGGUGGCUGGAGCUGGGUCAGUAAAACCCACGUCCCACGUUUUGUCCCUAGAUUACCUGGAAACACAAAUGUCAACUAUCGAAAAGCACUUGAAGCAGCUAAUAGUGGCAAGGAAAGUCAGACAUCCUGCCCAGAAAAUUGCCAAAACCCAGUCCCCGAAACCCCAAAGGAACACUCAUCUGAAAAGGAGCAAACACUCACAAAGAAGGAUGAACAAAAGGGAGAAAAGAUGGAGGUAGAUGAGAAGACUGAGGCUGAGAGUGAUGAGCUUAGCAAAAUUGAAGCUUCUGAAAAGAUGGACACAAGCACCGCUGACGUCACUAGCCCCAGUGAAGAAAAAGUUAAUAUUAAAAACACACCCUCACCUUUGAAGAAUGAUCAGUGUGUGAAAGGGGAAUCUGUAGAAUGUGAAGAGUCCAAAGUAUGUGCAGCAAUUCAGUCUCGGGUGUCAUUUGAAGAUGAUGUUGUUAAUGUCAGCCAGGGAUUUAUACUUCGCACAGCUUACAAAAAGAAGGGUAAAGGAUCAAAGCUCGAUGGUCUUUUGGAGCGGCGGGUUAAGCAGUUUGCUUUGGAGGAGCGACAGAGGCCGGAAAAGCUCAAGCAAGUUGCUGACUCAAAACCCACCAAUGAAAAUGGGACAAAGGAUCAGGAGAAGACCAGUCUGUCUCUGAACCAAGAGCUUAAAACUGAAGGAUCAUCUUUCAAAGCUACUAAAACUGUUCUGUCUGACCAGGCAAUAAACCCAUUGGUGAAGGAAAAAGACCCUGUAGUACAAAAGCUUGACUUUGACCAAGAUGAGAAGGUGCCACAUAGUUCUUCAGAACAGACUGAAAAUCUUGAUGUCAGACAGGGAUCCAAUAUAAAGACUGAAGCGGCUGCAUCUCUUGCAGGAAAAGAGCACAAAACAGGGAAUGGCACGUUAAUAACUAAUGCAGAGCUUAAUGGAGGUUCUCGGAAAGAUCUGGAAGGCAGCCUUAACUCAAACAGCAAAAUGGCAUGCCUGAUAUUUGAUGCUACAGAGAAGAAGGAUACAACUGAAAACAGUUCUUCCAUGGAAAAGAAUGGCUUAAGUAAAGAAACAAACUUGCCAGUGCAUGUCAAUGGCAGAGAUGGUUCAGUGGACUCUCCGCCCACAGAUUUGCCCAAUAAUAUCAACUCAAAAGAAAUAAAGCAGGGAGAAGAAGAGGAGACAAAAACACUUCCCUCCAAGGAUCCCAUAAAAUCACUAAUGAAUGGUGACCUGACUCAAGUCAGCCAGAACAACAAAGCUCAGCCUAUUGAGGAGACCGCUGUGGACAAGUCAAACUUGGAGUACCUGCCCUCUCAGAAGGUUGCUAGAAUGGAUUGUAACACUGAGGGCAAAGCUGAUUAUGCUAUAGGUUCUUCUCCCUCCCAGCUCUCCCCAGCAGAAACUAUAAAGUCAGAUGGACUUAGUAGAAGUACCAGGGUAUCACCAAUGGAGACGGAAGAGGCCAAGUUGAAAACUCUCAGCCCGUCACCCAUUCUGUCAACGGAGGAGUCCAGCCUAAGUAGUGAUGUUGCUGAGAACAGCACUAACAGUAGUAGUGGGGUCAAGAACACAAUAACCCAAGUCACCACUAUAACCACUUCUACCACUACAGUGGCGACCGAAUCACUCACUGUUGAGACACCCGGCUUGCCUGAUGGUACCACUAACAGUAAACAUUCUUCAGCAUUGACAUCUGAGUCAAAAGUGGAAUCCAUGAUUUCCGUCUCUACUCUUUCCACUACAAGUACCACCACAGUAACCAAAGUGACAAACCCAAGCCAUGGAGCAAAAGUUACAGAGCAGAGCAGGACCAUUGUCACAGCAAUGUUUACAGAUGCUAAAUCAGCACAUUCAAGUACCUCUGUGACUUCAGUCACCCUGAGUAAGGAGUACUCCACCAGAGACAGAGUGCGGCUAUUGAAGUUCUCCCGCUGCAAGAAGACCCGGUCUGGUACGGCUCUGCCUUCAUAUCGCAAGUUUGUAACAAAGAGCAGCAAGAAGAGCAUUUUUGUGCUCCCCAAUGAUGACCUAAAGAAGCUUGCGAGGCGAGCAGGUAUCCGUGAGGUGCCUAUUUUUAAUUACAACGCCAAGCCAGCAUUAGAUGUCUGGCCAUAUCCAUCCCCAAGGCCCACUUUUGGAAUCACAUGGAGGUAUCGGCUUCAGACAGUAAAGUCUUUGGCUGGGGUGAGUCUGAUGUUACGCCUGCUCUGGGCAUGCCUCAGGUGGGAUGAUAUGUCAGUGAAGCCCUCUCCUGCCGUUGGAACCACACGCACAGAAACAUCUGACACUGAGAUAACAACAACUGAGAUUAUUAAGCGAAGAGACGUAGGACCUUAUGGUAUCCGCUCAGAGUAUUGCAUCAGGAAAAUUAUUUGCCCCCUGGGUGUGCCUGAGACUCCUAAAGAAACCCCCACACCCCAAAGAAAGGGUCUGCGCUCAAGUGCUCUGCGACCAAAGAAACCAGAGCCCUCUAAGCAGACGGGGCCAGUUGUGAUUGAGAAAUGGGUGCCAGAGGAGGACCUGGAACUUUGGGAGAUUCGAGCCUUUACCGAAAGGGUUGAGAGGGAAAAGGCACAAUCAGCAGACCCAACUAAGGUUAGUGUACAGAAGACCGCUGAGGAGGUCAAGGCUCAGUUGGAAGCGCAACUAAAGCAGCAGAGAUUGGCAGCCCAGCAGAAACGUUUGGAGCAGCAGAAAACUGGAGGAACCACAACACUAUCCAACAUAAGCAGCACACCUACCAGCACUGCAUCAUCCACACAGAAGGUGGUGGUAGGUUCUCUGAGCAGUCCAGUCACCCCUGGGACAAAAGUGGUGCUUGCCACCAAGUUAGGUGCUCCAGUGCAAUUUCAGCAGGGCAAGAACUUCCAGCAGUCCUUUGCCUCCUGGGUCAAGCAGGGCCAAAACAAUGCAGGUGUUGUCCAGGUGCAGCAGAAGGUUCUUGGCAUCAUUCCAUCCAGUACAGCAGCCACACCGCAGUCAUUCUCCUCAUUCCAACCCCGUUCGGGCAGCAUCAACAUCCGACCCAACACCAGCACCUCCACACAGCAAUCUACCACUGCUGGAACUCCUGUCCGGCCUGGGAUGACGGUGGUUCGUUCACCCCUCCAACAGACUACAACUUUGGGCAAGACCAUCAUUCGAGCACCUCUAAUAGUUCAACAAGGCCAAGGUCAGCAGGUGGUUACUCAAAUCAUCCGAGGAACACCUGUAUCAAAGGCUGUGAGCAGCAAUACCCCAGGGCAGGUGGUGGGUUCUUCUUCUCUACCCUCUACCCCUGGGCAGCCCCAGACUCCACAUGCUCCCAGCACCGCCCGACCACAGCAAGGCCAAGUUAAACUCACCCUGGCUCAGCUAACACAGCUCACGCAAGGAGCUCAGGGUGGGAAUCCAGGUUUGACUGUGGUGAUCCAGGGUCAGGGGCAGACUACAGGGCAGCUGCAGGUCAUCCCUCAGGGUGUGACUGUGAUCCCAGGUCCUGGUCAGCAGCUCAUGCAGGCAGCUAUGCCAAAUGGCCAGGUCCAGCGCUUCCUCUUCACUCCUAUGCCUCCAGCACCAGCUGCACCAGCUACUCCAGCUCCUACUGUAUCCACAUCAAGCACCUCAGCUACUCCCGCGAGUAGCAACAUACCCACCACCACCACCACCGUGGACCCUACUACAUCAGCAAGGCCAGCAAUACAACCUGCAGCUCAGGUCUCGCCCAUCAUUCAACCCUCUAUCCUUCCCUCGUCUCCACCCGCUCUUUCUAAAUCCCAACCUAUGCUACACCCAGCCACCUCAUCCCAAACACCAACAUCAUCUGCUCCAGUUCCUAAUCUGCAAACUACAUUUUCUACACAGGCCCUGCUUCAACCACAAUCCCAAAUCCAAAACCAAACACAAUCACAACCCCAAAGCCAUUCCCAAGCCCUACAACAUCAAACCCAGUCACAAGCCAAAACCCAACCACAGCUUCAAAACCAGCUACAGCAAAAAAUCCAAAUCCAUUCCCAACCCCAGAUUCAAACCCAGUUGCAGCACCAAGUUUCAACACAACCCCAAAUCCAGUCUCAACAGCAGCUCCAGCCUCAAGCUCAACUGCAGGCAAACGUUCAACCACUGCAGCAAAUUCAGACUCAGCAGCAGACUCAGGCCCAGUUGCAGCUUCAGCCUCAGCAGCAACUCCAACUUCAGCCUCAACAACAACUCCAGUCCCAGGCACAGCUUCAGCCUCAACAGCAGCCCCAACCCCAGGCACAGCUUCAGCCUCAACAGCAGCCCCAACCCCAGGCACAGCUUCAGCCUCAACUGCAACCCCAACCCCAGGCACAGCUUCAGCCUCAACAGCAGCCCCAACCCCAGGCAGAACUUCAGCAGUCCCAACCCCAGGCACAGCUUCAGCCUCAACUGGAGCCCCAACCCCAGACACAACUUCAGCCUCAACAGCAGUCCCAACCCCAGGCAGAACUUCAGCCUCAACAGCAGUCCCAACCCCAGACACAACUUCCAACUCAACAGCAGACCCAACUCCAGGCACAACUUCAGCUUCAACAGCAAAACCAACCCCAGCAGCAACUUCAAUCCCAACUCCAUCUUCAGCCUCAACAGCAAUCCCAGCUCCAAAUCCAGCCUCAACAACAAUCCCAACUUCAGCCUCAACAGCAACCCCAAGCACAGCCACAGCUUCAGUCCCAACAGAAACCCCCUCUCCAGCUGCAGCAACAACUUCAACCCCAACAGCAACUUCAGCUUCAUUCUCAGCAACUUCAGCCUCAACAGCAACCCCAACAUCAGACUCAACAGCCUCAACUCCUCCCUCAACAACCUUCUCAUGUCCCGUCACAGCCACAACAGCAGCCCCAACCUCAAGCUCAUUUGCCUGCUCAAACCCCAGUCCCGCCCACUUCCCCCUUAUCUGUGUCUCAUGUAACCCAAGUGACUUCCCCCCCAACACAGGUAGCCUCUAUUGCUGUAGCUCCACAGGUAACCCAGACCACAGUAACUCAGGUUCGGCCUCAGAUCCAGCUCCCUGCCCAGCUUCUUAGUGUUCCAGGGAUCCAGCAGCAAGUCCUGUCCCAUAUCCAGAACCAAGUAGCAGCACAGCUCCAGGCCCAGGCCCAACAUGGUACCCUUCCCCAGCAGAUCAAACUGCAGCUGCCUAUCCAGAUCCAGCAGCAGGGUGGAGGUCAGGUGCAGACACAUCAGAUCCAGAAUGUGGUGACUAUUCAGACCGCCAGCGUCCAGGAGCAGCUCCAGCGCAUCCAGCAGCUCCGAGAUCAGCAGCAGCAGAAGAAGAAGCAGCAAGAGGCGAAGAGGGAGCAGGCUCAACAGGCUGCCAGCCAGAGCGAGCUGCUGCAGAAGCAGGUGGUCAUGAAGCAGAAUGCAGUCAUAGAGCACUUAAAGCAGAAGAAAGCCAUGACACCAGCAGAGAGGGAGGAGAAUCAGAGGAUGAUUGUGUGUAAUCAGGUGAUGAAGUUUAUAUUGGAUAAGAUCGACAAAGAUGAAAAGCAGGCAGCCAAAAAGCGGAAGCGGGAGGAGUCAGUGGAGCAGAAGCGCAGCAAACAGAACGCCAGCAAGCUCUCGGCUCUGCUCUUUAAACACAAAGAGCAACUGAAAGCUGAGAUUCUGAAGAAGAGAGCACUGCUGGAUAAAGAGCUACAGGUGGAAGUGCAGGAGGAGCUGAGGAGAGAUCUGAGCAAGCUGAGGAGAGAAAAGGAGAAAGCCCAGGCUGCAGCAUCUCAAGCAGCCGCCACAGCCAUUAGUGCCCAGGCGGCCGCUCUCUCCACACACUCCUCCACCAUCACUUCACCCCACUCCAGCCAUAAACGCAAACGAGACGAGGAGCGAGAUGCAGCCUUGUCUAAGAGCAAGAAGAAGAAGAUGAUCUCCACCUCAUCGAAGGACAACAAGAGAGACACAAAACUGUACUGUGUAUGCAAAACACCCUAUGACGAAUCAAAGUUUUAUAUUGGCUGUGAUCUCUGUUCGAACUGGUACCAUGGUGAGUGUGUAGGCAUCACAGAGAAGGAAGCCAAGAAGAUGGAUGAUUACAUCUGUAUGGAAUGUAAAAGGGCACAGGAAGGCAGCUCUGAGGAGCUCUAUUGCAUCUGCAGAACACCAUAUGAUGAGUCCCAGUUCUAUAUUGGCUGUGACCGUUGCCAGAACUGGUACCAUGGACGCUGUGUGGGCAUUCUGCAGAGUGAAGCAAUUCACAUCGACGAAUAUGUUUGCCCUCAGUGCCAGUCUACAGAGGAGGCCAUGACUGUCCUGUCCCCGCUCACAGAUAAGGAUUACGAGGGUUUGAAGCGAAUCCUUCGAUCCUUACAGGCCCACAAAAUGGCAUGGCCUUUUCUGGAACCAGUCGACCCUAAUGAUGCUCCAGAUUAUUAUGGGGUCAUUAAGGAACCUAUGGAUCUAUCCACCAUGGAACAGCGGAUACAGAAACGAUUUUACAGCAAGCUAACGGAAUUUGUAGCGGACAUGACCAAAAUUUUCGACAACUGCCGCUACUACAACCCCAGCGACUCACCUUUUUACCAGUGUGCCGAGUUCUUGGAAUCCUUCUUUGUACAGAAACUCAAAGCUUUCAAAGCAAGCAGGUCUCAUAACAACAAACUUCAGUCUUCAGCUUCAUAGAAUACAACCACAUGUGGUGCUACGGCACGUCUGUAAAGGACAUGUUUUGGGGGAGGGGGGAGGGACUCUGAACAGUCGAUCCAAGGGAACCAGGCAUCAUCUUUGUCAAGGAUGCCCUACACAUUCUUCAUUUUUUUUCUCUCUCGACCCAAACUGAUGGUUCUUCCCCAGUCAACCAGCAACGCACAUGACUGCAGUGUUUAAAGCAGUGUCUCUUUCACAUGCCCUGCUCUCUGACUGUGGAGCGAACAGGCAGCGGAGGGAUUAUACAUGAAGCAUUUUGUAACAUUUGUUACCUCAACACAAUGACUUUUGGAUGGAACUUUGUGGGGGGUUUUUUUGUUUGUUUUUUUAUUAUAAAAUCAUGUUUGCAUAAUCCAGGGUCCAGGUCUACAUAUACCUUUCAUGACAAUAGACAAUAACAUGUUUUCAUGUGAUGUGCAAGAAUUAGGUGUAUCCUGGACACAACUGACUGUGUUUGACAAGCAGUUGGUUUUGUGGUGGAUUAGACUUCAGGAGCCUGAAAGAGGAAACUUUAUUCAGAUGCAGGUUUUUAGCUGUUUCAUGCCAAUUGACUGAAGCAGCCGAUAAACCGAGCUCAGUCGUGAGGCAUUCUGUUUGUAUGUCUAUUAUUCCUUUUUCUUUCUUUUUUUGUAAUACAACUGAAGAAAUAUUGAUGUAUAUGAAUCGUAAAUAAAUGGAAAGACUUCUCUUUCUCACACUGAUGAA